ACAACAGCUGUCCCCACAUCUCUUCUCUGUCCACUGUCAGGAAUAGCCGGCCCAUAAGAGGCCUCCCCCUCUCUUCAGCUCCGCUGCAACAGUCUUUGUCCGCUCUCUCAACUUUGGCUUCAUACUGAUUUGACUGGUGACAUCUGGGGGUUUUCGGGAGUUGUGGAAUAACUUCACAAACAGUUUCCCCCCACAUCAUCAUCAUCUCAUCAAUCACUGCCCAUGACAGCAGAUCAGCCAACAUGGCAUUCUCAUCUCGCUUUUCCUUCUGGGAACAAAAGAUCAAAGAAGAGAACAAGCCAGAAAGCCCAAGUUCAGAAAGUAACGGGCUGUCCAGCCGUGCCAAGUCAGUGCCAGCCCUUGAUCCUGGCAGGGGCUUAUUCCGGGUAAAAAGUCCUCCACCGCGUCCCAGUACAGAGUCGGGGGUCAGGGUCAGGAGUCCCUCCCCACCUAGACUCAGGACACCUGUUGUGCCAGAGCGACAUAAGACACCACCAAAGACAGGAGAACAAGAACAAAGCCUUGAAAGACAACACAAUUCUGGAAACUCAGAGCCAGCUAUGAACAACGAGAGACAGCAAAAUGGAAUAAUGGGUAAAAGUGUGGUCAAUGGUACAGGCAACAGCUAUGUCAAAGAUCCAGGCACCACCCAGAUGGAUGCUACGGAUGACCAAAGUUAUGGACAUAAGAAAGUAGUAAAGGUGGUUCGUCGUGUUGUCAGGAAGAUCCUGCCUACAGAAGAGGAUGAGACCCAUGGGCCAACAGUGCCAUCAAACAAGUCCUUGCAGGCCACCAAACCUGCAGCACCAGCUGCUGUGUCUAAACCCCCCACAAAUUCAGGGUUCUCUUUUAAACACGAUGGUUUUAAAACAGAAGAAAAGGACGACAUCUCACAUGGACUGACGAGCCUCAUGGUCAGAGGCAGAACACGAGAGCCCCGUCCACGAGUACGCAAUGAGGAACGAAUGGAAAAAAUAGAGUUGGAGAGGAAAAAUGAGAAGAAAGAAGAAAAGGUUGAGCAGGCAGAAACAAAGGAGCAGCACCAAAAGGACAAGUCUACAAUAAAACCAAAGGAAGUCAACCCUAUACUCACAAGUUCUGGUCCAGUUACACAAGGGCCCAAAUCAGCUGUAAAUCAAACCAGCACGGCUUCAAUGAGCUCAGCUCCAGCUUCUUCCAAAUCCACUCAUUCCAGACCCUCACCUCUUUCACCUGUUGCUGGCUCGACCCCAGCUUCCAAAUCCACACCCUCGUUUCCAUCUGGUGGCUUCACCCCUGUAUCCAAAUCCACCAUUUCAAAUUCUCUUCAAACCAACUCAGUUGCCCAAAAAGCUUCCACCCUCUCUCCUUCAUCUCGUUUCAUCCCUGUCCCCAAACCCUCUCAAGUUGCUACCCCUGCCUGUCUGAGUCCCACUCCACUCUCACACUCUCCAAGAGUUCUUCCCAUUCAACAACCUGUUGUCUGUCAACAAGAGGAGGUGCCACUCAGUCCCACCGAGGAGGCUCAGAGGCGUCUGAUGAGGAUCUUCGGUGUCCCUCUGGAGCCAACAGUCAAUGUUUCGUCCUCUGUCCAAGUCCAUGUCCCUGCAGCCUCGCAGCCGCAGUGUUCCCUCCAGGGAUCAGUGGAAGAGGAUCCUGUGGCCCUUCUUCAGGCGUCUCAUGCUGCAGCUCAGCAAGCCCAGGUGAAGACAGAGGAGCAGAUUGCGGCAGAGCAAGCCUGGUAUGGAUCAGAGAAGGUCUGGCUAGUCCACAAAGAUGGCUUCUCUCUGGCCACUGUGGUGAAGACAGAAGCUGGCUCCCUGCCAGAGGGCAAGGUGAAAAUCAAGUUGGAGCAUGAUGGGACAGUGCUGGACGUGGACGAAGAUGACAUUGAAAAGGCCAACCCUCCUUUGUACGAUCGAUCAGAGGACCUGGCUUCACUGCUCUAUCUGAAUGAGUCCAGUGUGAUGCACUGUCUGAGGCAACGCUAUGGAGGCAAUCUCAUUCACACCUAUGCCGGACUCAACAUGGUGGUCAUCAACCCUCUUAGCACACCCUCCAUGUACUCUGAGAAGGUUAUGCACAUGUUCAAAGGCUGUCGGCGCGAGGACUCUGCGCCUCACAUCUACUCCGUGGCUCAGUCGGCCUAUCGCAACCUACUCACCACCCGGCAGGAUCAGUCGAUCGUGCUGCUGGGCAAGUCUGGCAGUGGCAAGACCACCAACUGUCAGCACCUGCUCCAGUAUCUGGUCUCCAUCGCAGGAAGCACAGGCAAAAUCUUCUCUGCUGAGAAAUGGCAGGCUGUAUACACCAUCCUAGAGGCUUUUGGCAACAGCUCCACUGCUAUGAACACCAACGCCAGCCACUUCUCCCAUGUGGUGUCCCUUGACUUUGACCAGGCUGGGCAGGUGGCCUCGGCCUCCAUCCAGACGAUGCUGCUGGAGAAACUGAGGGUUAGCAGACGACCUGAGGGAGAAUCUGCCUUCAAUAUUUUCUACUACAUGAUGGCAGGAGCUGACAACACUCUCAGAACGGAGCUGCACUUUAACCAUCUGGCUGAGAACAGUGCGUUUGGGAUCGUACCACAGUCUAAGCCUGAGGACAAGCAGCGAGCCUCGCAGCAGUUCACCAAGUUGCAGGCGGCCAUGAAAGUGCUGGGAAUCUCUGGUGAAGAGCAAAAGGCCCUUUGGCUCAUCCUGGGAGCCAUUUACCACCUGGGAGCUGCAGGAGCCACUAAAGACGGAGAUGAAGUUGGACGUCGGCAGUUUGCCCGUCAUGAAUGGGCCCAGAAAGCAGCCUACCUGCUGGGCUGUACCUUGGAGGAGCUGUCCUCGUCUAUCUUCAAGCACCAGGCCAAAGGACUGCAGCAUUCCACCUCAUUCAGAGGAGCACAGGACGAGAGCGGCCAAGGCGACAGCUCAGGCUCUAAGGUCACAGCUCUGGAGUGUUUGGAGGCCAUGGCAUCAGGACUCUACUCGGAGCUCUUCACGCUUGUCAUUUCUCUCAUUAACAGGGCUCUUAAGUCCAGCCAGCACUCUCUGUGCUCCCUGCUGAUAGUGGACACUCCGGGUUUCCAGAACCCUCGGCUGGCUCAGCAGCAGCGGGGAGCCACAUUCGAGGAGCUCUGCCAUAACUACACCCAGGAGAGGCUGCAGACCCUGUUCAAUGAACGCACCUUUGUCCAGGAGCUGGAGAGAUACAAGGAGGAAAACAUAGAGCUUGCUUUAGAUGACAUAGAAUGCAGUACCUCGCGGUCUGUAGCAGCUAUCGAUCAAGCCUCGACCCAAGCUCUGGUCCGCACUCUGGCCAGGACAGACGAGGCUCGAGGCCUUCUGUGGCUGAUGGAGGAGGAGGCUGUUCAGCCUGGCGGUUCAGAGGAAACCAUGCUGGAGAGACUCUUCAGCUACUACGGCUCUGCACAGGGAGAGAACAAAGGUGCCAGUCAGCUGCUGCGAGGAGAGAAGCCCCACCUCUUCCUGCUCGGCCACAGCCACGGGACGAAUUGGGUCGAGUACAACGCUCAAGGCUGGCUGAGCCACGCUAAACAUAACCCUGCUGCCCAGAACGCUGCCACACUGCUGCAGGACUCCCAAAAGAAGAACAUCAGUGGGCUGUUCAUGGGCAGGGCCAGCGGGGCCACAGUGUUGUCAGGCUCCAUCGCUGGUCUUGAGGGCAGCUCCCAGCUCGCCCUGCGACGAGCCACCAGCAUGAGGAAAACCUUCACUACAGGUGUGGCUGCUGUCAAGAAGAGGAGCCCCUGUAUCCAGGUCAAACUCCAAGUGGAUGCGCUGAUUGACAUGGUGCGUCGCUCCAAGGUUCACUUCGUCCACUGCCUGCUGCCCAAAGCAGAAGCUGUGGGAGGAGGCGGCGAGCCACGCGUGACACACGGAGAGAGUGCCGACUCGGGCCUUAUGACUCUAGAUGUCGGCCUCCUUAGGGCUCAGCUUCGGGGUUCAAAGCUGCUCGAUGCUCUGCGCAUCUACAGACAAGGUUACCCAGACCACAUGGUAUUCUCCGAGUUCCGUCGACGCUUUGAUGUCCUGGCGCCGCACCUCACCAAGAAGCAUGGCCGCAACUACAUUGUCACAGAUGAGAAGAGGGCAGUGGAGGAGUUGCUGGAGUCCUUGGAGCUUGAGAAGAGCAGCUACCACAUGGGGCUGAGCCGGGUCUUCUUCAGAGCGGGGACUCUAUCUAAGCUGGAGGAGCAGCGGGACGUUAAGACCAGGAGGAACAUCUCUCUGUUCCAGGCUGCCUGCAGAGGAUACUUGGCCCGACAGGCCUUUAAGAAGAGGAAGAUCCAGAACUUGGCCAUCCGCUGCAUCCAGAAGAACAUCAAAAAGAAUCGUGGUGUCAAACACUGGCCAUGGUGGAAGCUCUUCACCACCGUCAGACCUCUGAUCGAGGUGCAGCUCACCGAGGAGCAGAUCCGUGGAAAGGAUGAGGAGAUCCAGCAGCUGAAGCAGAAACUGGAGAAGGUGGAGAAAGAGAGGAAUGAGCUGAGACUCAACAGUGACCGUCUUGAGAGCCGGAUCACAGAGAUGUCAUCAGAGUUGGCUGAUGAGAGAAACACCGGGGAGUCAGCCUCCCAGAUGCUGGAGACAGAAACUUCUGAGAGACUGCGUCUGGAGAGGGAUAUGAAGGACCUUCAGGGCAAGUUUGACACGAUGAAGAAACAGAUGGAGGUGAUGGAGGCUCGACUAAUUCGGGCUUCUGAACUCAAUGGAGAGAUGGAUGAUGAUGACUCAGGAGGCGAGUGGAGGCUGAAGUAUGAGCGAGCCAUCAGGGAGAUUGAGUUCACCAAGAAGAGACUGCAGCAGGAGUUUGAUGACAAGCUGGAGGUGGAGCAGCAGAACAAGCGGCAGCUGGAGAGGAGGAUCAGUGACCUGCAGGCAGAUAACGAGGAGUCCCAGCGAAAUGUCCAGCAGCUGAAGAAGAAAGCCCAGCGACUGACGUCAGAACUCCAGGACACCAAACUUCACCUGGAAGGUCAACAGAGCCGCAACCAUGACCUGGAGAAAAAGCAGAGGAAGUUCGACAGUGAGCUGAGUGGUGCUCAGGAGGAGGUGCAGAGGGAGAAGAGCCUGAGGGAGAAACUUGCCCGUGAGAAAGACAUGCUGACUGGAGAGGCUUUCAGUCUGCGACAGCAGCUCGAGGACAAAGACUUGGAGGUGUGUGCACUCAACCUGAAGCUCGACCAGCUGGAGGCCGAGCUGCAGGACCUCAACUCCCAGGAAUCCAAAGAUGAAGCAUCGCUGGCCAAGGUGAAGAAGCAGCUUCGAGACAUGGAGGCCAAGGUGAAAGACCAGGAGGAGGAACUGGACGAGCAGGCCGGAAACAUUCAGAUGUUAGAACAGGCCAAGCUGCGUCUGGAGAUGGAGAUGGAGCGUCUUCGCCAGACCCAUUCCAAGGACAUCGAGAGCAAAGAUGACGAGGUGGAAGAGAUCAGACAGUCGUGCAGCAAGAAGCUGAAGCAAAUGGAAGUCCAGCUUGAAGAAGAGUACAGUGAGAAGCACAAGGUGCUGAAAGAGAAGAGAGAGCUGGAGUCGAAGCUUCUGUCGGCACAGGACAAGGUGAGAAGCGGCGACAUGGAGACUGAGAAGCGUUUGAGGAAAGACCUGAAGAGAACCAAAGCUCUGCUGGCCGACGCACAGAUUAUGUUGGACCACAUAAAGAACAAUGCACCCAGCAAGCGGGAGAUCGCCCAGCUCAAGAAUCAGCUGGAGGAGUCUGAGUUCACCUGUGCAGCUGCAGUUAAAGCUCGCAAGUCCAUGGAGGUGGAAAUUGAAGACCUACAUGUCCAGAUGGAGGACAUCUCCAAAACAAAGCAGGCGCUGGAGGAACAGCUGAGUCGUUUCCAGAGGGAGAAGAAUGACCUGCAGUCCAGGAUGGAGGAGGACCAGGAGGACCUCAACGAGCUGAUGAAGAAACACAAGGCUGCUGUGGCACAGUCAGCCCAGAACCUGGCUCAGAUCAGUGACCUACAAGCCCAGCUGGAGGAGGCCCUCAAGGAGAAGCAGGAGGUUCAGGAGAAGAUGCAAGCCCUGCAGAGCCAGCUGGACUUUCAGGAGCAGUCCAUGGUGGAGAAAUCCCUUGUCAGCCGGCAGGAGGCCAAGAUCCGUGAGCUGGAGACCAAGCUGGAGUUUGAAAAGACGCAGGUCAAACGUCUGGAGAGUCUCGUAGCUCGUCUCAAGGAGAACGUGGAGAAGCUGAUGGAGGAACGAGAUCAACGCAGCAGCAGUGAGAUCCGAGAGAAGGAACAGAACAAACGUCUGCAGAGACAGAUUCGCGACGUCAAAGAGGAGAUGGGUGAACUGGGUAAAAAGGAAGCUGAGGCCAGCCGCAAGAAACACGAGCUGGAAAUGGACAUAGAGAGCUUAGAGGCUGCUAAUCAGAGCCUCCAAGCUGACCUCAAGUUGGCCUUCAAAAGGAUUGGUGACCUACAGGCAGCCAUCGAGGAUGAGAUGGAGAGUGAUGACAAUGAAGACCUUAUCAACAGUUUGCAAGACAUGGUGACAAAGUAUCAGAAAAGAAAGAACAGAACUCAGGGGGAUUCUGACACAGAUUCUGAGGUGGAGGAUCGUGUGGAUGGGGUGAAGUCGUGGUUGUCCAAAAGCAAAGGUUCUGCCAAGAACCUGUCAGAUGAUGGCAGUCUCAAGAGCUCCAGCCCCCCUGGUCGAAGACACUACUACUUCACUAGAUCUGACGAAGAGGAGGAGGAAGAAGAAAAAGAAGGUGGGGCGACCCAGGACGCUUACUACUCCCGAAACCGAUACAGCAGCCAAGUGAAAGACGACGACAGUGAGGACAGGCUUUACGAGACCACGUCAUAGUCUCCGCUCGCGCCGUCCACCUCGGAGAAUGCGCCGUCACUCAGCCGUCAGUCUGUCUUGCAUGCACAGCCGACCACAGCUGCGGUCAAUUGGUCACAACCACAAAACCUGAACACUCUCAAGCCUGCGGGGGAAAGUCAAGACGAUGAAAUGAUGUAGUCGUUGUUAACAACGCUCAGUCGGCUGAGGCGAAUCCUCGUGGGGUUUGAGCACAGUUUGACAAACUACACAGUCAUUUGGACUCUUCAUUCAUCAGUCUGCGCUGGCUGCCUACACACACACACACACACACACACACACACACACACACACAGAUUAACCUCUCCACUCUGCUGGCUGCAUGCAAGCAGCAGUUGCUUGGUUUGAGCAGCCAUCGUGUUGAAACUCCAGUCAUGGUUGUAACUGAGCCAAAGAACUUGAGGUUGUAAUGAUAAUAAGAGUCUUUGUUUCCCUCUCUUUGUCUCCGUCACUCUCUCUACAUAUAGUACACCACAAUAAUGUAUAUUUCCACUGUACAAUGUAUUGCCAAAAAGCCUUUGUUCCAAGUACGUAUGCAUACUGUUUAAUGUAUUUCCAUUUGAUGCUAAUUCACGGACAAAGUUCCAGCUUUUUCUUCCUCCUCUUCUCUUGGGAUUUUUGGGAUAAGUGCCAUUUGACUCAAAUGGGCUCCUCUACAGCUGGUUUCUCUGCAGCUGUGGCGCUUCCUGAACUGCUGCACUCUAAACUGAAGAUGCUAUCAUUAUCAUCUGCUUGCUUUUUGUUUGCCUGAAAAGUUUUCUGCCUUUUGCCAGCAAAUGAUCUCUUCCUCAUAGAAGAAUAGAAUUGCAUCACUUUCCGCUCGCUUUUCUCUGCCUUGAAAGCAAAGCUGUUUUUUGUUUUUUUUUCACCCUCAUUUUGAAUCUUUUGUUAUUGAUGUUUGACAGAUUUUCUCCUGCAGAGGACUGCCUUCCAGAAAAUCAAUUUCCAUGGGUUUUAUGCUCUGUCUUAUUAUAUUUCGACUUGAUUUGAAUACACACUUGCCAGACAUUAGUGAGGAGACUUUGUCCUUGUGCUUGUUGUUCACAUACCGUCUGUGUUUUUGGGUUUGAUGUGCUUUACCUUUCCAAAGGGAAUUUAUUUAACCUUGGGCACCAAUCAUUUGUCGUUUUAUUACAAAAACCACUGAGCAAAUUUUAUCCUCAGCCACUAUGAUGAAGGAACAAGCUGGUGUUAUCUGUUUAUUUUUUUAUUAAGUGAGCAAAUCCCAUGGAAAGACAUAAAUUGGUAAUGUGUUUUCAUCUUUAGGAAUAGUAUGUAAGCUCAAAGGUGUACUUGAAAUGUUUUUCAGACUUCACAUUAAGCCUUUGGUUCCAUGUCGAUACCAUAUACUAUUUCAAUUAGAAUGCUCUGUCGAGUGCAGACUUCCACCAAGGCCCAUUCUACACUUUUCUGAUGGAUCUGCACCAAAGUUAAUGAUGUUGUUUUUGUUGGCUUAUGCUUCCAUGUCUCCACAAAUGUCUGUGGAAAGGAGUUGAGUACUUUCUUCAAAUUUAACAGAUACCGGUGAAAACAUAACCACCUUGUCAAAGGUUCAGUAAUGACGUCCUGAAUUACUUGAUUUUUCCAUCAAGUUUGGUUUGAAUGAGUAAUUCAGUGUCUUGAAAACUGUCGUCUGAGAUUUUAACAGUUCCUAAUGACCUAGCUUAGUUUAUUCAUAGGAGAGUUUAUGAUAUCACUAUCAUAAAGUUUGUAUGCUGCUGGAUCAUACGAGUGGAUUAUGAAAUGUCAACAGCAUCCGUCUUGAGAAACAAAAUCACAUAACCUUAUUAAUUUAAACACACCCGGUUAUAAUAUGUUGUAGAAAGAGGGAUUUUCUUUCAAGUCAGAGAACAAAAAACCCAAAUUCUUACCAUUCUUGCAUCAUUACCUCUGACAGUGACAGUGCAGAGUAAGUCCUGUUGCACUUAUACACUGAGAAAACAUUUGAUUAAUAACUGACGGAUACAAAAAAAGCAUCUGUUUCAGAGUCAGGGUGGUUUGAUGUUGGACAGGACGACAGUUGAGUCAGAGACGCUGAUUAAAAUGUCCGCUGCUUACUUUGGGAUUUGAAUUUUCAUGGGUUUUGACGAUGAGCCGAAAAAUCUAGAAUAUCACCAGUCUUCUCCUUGAAGGCUUCGUCAGGUACUUUAACUUGAACUCCAUCAACUGGACUCACUGCUGCAGCCUGUACAAGCAAUACUGUGAAAUCAUUGAGGCUUCUUUAUUGUCAGGUUUCCCUUUUAUUCAAAGGGAAACAACAAACAAACAAACAAAGAGACGCAGUGAUGCUUCCAAACAGCAAGUACUUGCAAGAGCAGGAAGCUGCAUGUUCACGGUUGCUCAGAUGUUACAUCACACUCUUUGGUCGUCUGUCUUUUAAUUUGCUGAAAAUGUCAUUUUGAAAUCCAGAAGCGCUUGACCUGGUGUGUGGGCCUGGAAGCAAAAGGAAAUCGUGGACGUUCUUUAUUGUGGGAGAAAUUUGGGCCUUCACCUUUUAUUCUCUAUGCAGUCAAAUGUUUUUGUUCUUUUCUUUCUUUCUCUUUCUCUCGCUCUCUUUAAUUGAUCUUGACAAAGUGUCUGGCUUCAACAGGAAAACAAACGAACGAGCAGACAUAAUAUUAAAGACUGCACACAGUAUUUAUAUAUAAAUAUGUGUAUGAUCCAUGCUAGCUUUGAAAAUACUUCAUGUUUAUUUUCAAAUUGACCACUUGGUAUAAAUUUUGCAUUAUAGUUUAAUAUAUUGUAAAUAAAUGAUGGUGAUUGUUUUA
Solea solea (common sole) is the source of this 9595-nucleotide messenger RNA. RefSeq names its product myosin XVIIIA b (gene myo18ab). Bases 243 to 6809 code for a protein of 2188 amino acids. The record is from RefSeq and is a predicted model, not a curated record. The transcript is spliced from 48 exons. Lineage: Eukaryota; Metazoa; Chordata; Actinopteri; Pleuronectiformes; Soleidae. Gene Ontology annotation, cellular component: myosin complex. Gene Ontology annotation, molecular function: ATP binding; protein binding; cytoskeletal motor activity.